CGACACGUCGUGGUGGGCGCCCACGCUGCGUCCCUUUGCAUCGUCUCGGCUCCACACCAUAGUCCUCCGCCUCCAGGCUCCAACACCACACCAUAGUCACGCUAGGGACCAGUACAGGAGUAGGGAAGCAUCUCUCACAUCGAUCGACGAGCGGCGCUAGCUUGGAGCCUUGGAUCCAUGGAGUCCCCGCAGAAGAAGGCUGGAUCCAUGGAUGGCACUGGCAGCGAGAAGACGCCUCUUCCUCAUCUGCUACCGGUGACCGUGGCGAAGAAGACGCCUCGUCCGGAUGUUGUCCGAGAGGUCAGCGAGUGGGUGCUCGUGACCGCCUUCUCCUUCGCCUUCGCCUUGGUGUUCUCCUUCGGCUUGGCCUACGCACUCGAGCUCUUCCACGUCCAGUGCAGCCAGUCCUCCCUCUUUCUUCGGUGCGGCCUGCUGACGGACGCGGAGGAAGCUGUGAUGAACGCCCUAGGUAUCGGGAUGCUGUGCUGCGUCGCGCUCCAGGCGGCCGCAGCGGCGCUGGCGCUGCGUCUCCAGUGCCGCCGUCGCUGGGUCCGCCGUGCCCUCGCCUACCUCGCGCUCGCGCUCACCAUCGGCGGCCACUGCUUCUACGCCGCGCUAGCCCGCCUCUUCCUCGUCGCCGACCCAGGAGACCUCUUCUUCAGGAUCUGCUCAACCGUGGGCAUCUUCGUCUGCGCGGCGGGAGACACCAUCAGCUUCCUGGCCCUCAUCCUCGGCCGCGAGUAGGACUGGGAAGCAGGGCAAGCAGCGGAUCAUGUCUAUGGAUCCUCUCAUGACUCGUGAGGUACUGAUGAUGAGAGAUUGAUGAAUAUUGAGUGCAAUAACGUAGAGCGUGCAUUAUGCUAGCUGCGACGAUUGAUCGAGUGCCCUGCCCUAUGUUUGUGUGAAUUUACUAGUGUACUGCCUUAUCUUUGAUGCAGUAGUAUUUGACCUUUUCUCUAUAUGACCAGACAUCAUUUAUAUGCUUAUUUGUGCAGCUUAUCUGUGUGAAUUUAUUAGUGUACUGCCCUAUGUGUGAAUUACUGAAUUCUGGUCGUCUUUGAUACA
Molecule: messenger RNA, 1065 nt
Organism: Triticum aestivum (bread wheat)
Lineage: Eukaryota; Viridiplantae; Streptophyta; Magnoliopsida; Poales; Poaceae
Exons: 3
Coding region: 178-744 (188 amino acids)
Source: RefSeq, a predicted model, not a curated record